GCCCGUGGGGGCAGGUACAUACGUGUAGCUGUGAGUAGUCAAUGGUCAAGGACUGUCCCCUCCCACUAAGUAACUGAUUAGUCGUCAUCAUCGUACUGCCAAUGCUGCAAUAGCAAUAGUAUCCUUCGAUAGUAUGAUACUUUGCAGGAGGAUAGUACUAUCUAUCGAACACAACACUUUCUUGGUGCUCUUGGCAAUGGUGCUGGCAGCACGAGCAUCUCCAUUUGCAAAGGCGUUGUGCGAUCGAUUGUCCGCUACUGCAGCAAGUACCUCGACCGCGGAGGUCCGAUGCGCGACUGGGAUGUUGGAUGGAGGAGGGUGCUACUGCUGCUAUCCUUGAACCUCGGGUGAACGAGGGCAGACCAGGUCCGACAGAAAAUCC
This is a messenger RNA of Aspergillus costaricaensis CBS 115574, 382 nucleotides long. RefSeq lists its product as uncharacterized. The transcript has a single exon. Bases 134 to 340 code for a protein of 68 amino acids. The record is from RefSeq and is a predicted model, not a curated record. Lineage: Eukaryota; Fungi; Ascomycota; Eurotiomycetes; Eurotiales; Aspergillaceae.